This is a messenger RNA of Oenanthe melanoleuca, 7373 nucleotides long. It is a transcript of the gene RAPGEF2, whose product is annotated as Rap guanine nucleotide exchange factor 2. Gene Ontology annotation, biological process: positive regulation of ERK1 and ERK2 cascade; small GTPase-mediated signal transduction. The transcript has 29 exons. The record is from RefSeq and is a predicted model, not a curated record. NCBI's taxonomy places the organism in Eukaryota, Metazoa, Chordata, Aves, Passeriformes, Muscicapidae. Bases 279 to 5294 code for a protein of 1671 amino acids. Gene Ontology annotation, molecular function: protein binding; guanyl-nucleotide exchange factor activity.
GGAGGCGACGGCGGCGGUGCCCGGGGGGAUGCGGUGGAGCGGGCCGGCGGGAGGCGUAGUGCCGGCUCGUGAGGGAGCGCCGAGCCCUUGUCGCCGCCGCUGCCCCCGGCGGGGCUCGGCCGCCGCCUGCAGCUCCGGGCGGCGGCGCUGCUGAGCCCGCGCUGCCUGCGCGCCGCCGCCUCCCCGCUCCUCGCCCAGCGCUCCGGCCGCGCAGCGCCAGGCCGCGGCCGCCCUCCCCCAGCGCCUCCCGGGCGGCGGCGGGAGGCAGCAGGGGCGCGAUGGCGUCCUACGUGGAUAACAGCUUCCGCCAGGCGGUGAUGAAGAACCCGGCGGAGCGGAGCCCCCAGGACUUGGAGAUUGUGUAUUCAUAUUUACAUGGAAUGGAAGCAUUGUCUAAUCUGAGAGAGCAUCAGCUAAGACUGAUGUGUGAAACCGUUAGAUAUGAAAGGCAUGAAGCAAAUGAAGUGCUGUACUACCCUGAUGAUAUUGGUACCUGUUGGUAUAUCCUGCUGUCUGGUUCAGUCUUCAUUAAAGAAUCCAUGUUUCUUCCAAGGAGCAGUUUUGGCAAGCGUUCUGCCGGCAGCUUCAGACGUGGAUGUGAAUGCAUUGUUUUAGAGCCAUCUGAAAUGAUUGUGGUUGAUUACAUGGAAGAAAAUGAGGAAUAUUUCCAGCGUCAAGCAUCUCACAGGCAGUCUCGAAGAAGAUUUAGGAAAAUCAACCAGAAAGGGGAGCGGCAAACAAUUAUUGAUACUGUUGACCCUUAUCCUGUGGGGAAGCCACCUCUUCCUAGAGGCUACCAUACGCUUCCUGCAGAUUUCACAAAGCUGCACCUUACUGACAGUCUCCACCCACAGGUGACUCACGUUUCAUCUAGUCACUCAGGAUGUAGCAUCACUAGUGAUUCAGGAAGCAGCAGCCUUUCUGAUAUCUACCAGGCUACAGAAAGUGAGGCUGGUGAUAUGGAUCUCAGUGGAUUGCCAGAGACAGCAGUGGAUUCUGAGGAUGAUGAUGAUGAAGAAGAUAUUGAAAGGGCAUCAGAUCCUUUGAUGAGCAGGGAUAUUGUUAGAGACUGCUUGGAGAAAGACCCAAUAGACAGGACAGAUGACGACAUUGAACAACUACUGGAAUUCAUGCAUCAAUUGCCUGCUUUUGCCAACAUGACAAUGUCAGUGCGGAGAGAGCUCUGUGCUGUGAUGGUGUUUGCAGUUGUGGAGAGAGCAGGAACUAUUGUACUAAACGAUGGGGAAGAGCUGGAUUCCUGGUCAGUCAUUUUGAAUGGCUCUGUGGAGGUGACAUACCCUGAUGGAAGAACAGAGAUACUGUGCAUGGGGAACAGUUUUGGUGUUUCCCCCACCAUGGAAAAGGAAUAUAUGAAAGGAGUGAUGAGAACCAAAGUGGAUGACUGCCAGUUUGUCUGUAUAGCCCAGCAAGAUUAUUGCCGCAUCCUCAAUCAGGUGGAAAAGAACAUGCAGAAGGUAGAAGAGGAAGGGGAGAUUGUGAUGGUGAAGGAGCACAGGGAGCUUGACCGCACUGGAACAAGAAAAGGUCACAUUGUCAUCAAGGGAACAGCUGAAAGGUUAACAAUGCAUUUGGUGGAAGAGCACUCUGUGGUAGACCCAACAUUUAUAGAAGACUUCCUGUUGACAUAUAGGACCUUUCUUUCCAGCCCAAUGGAAGUGGGCAAGAAGUUGUUGGAGUGGUUCAAUGACCCCAGCCUCAGGGAUAAGGUUACACGGGUAGUAUUGUUGUGGGUGAACAAUCACUUCAAUGAUUUUGAAGGAGAUCCUGCUAUGACUCGAUUUCUGGAAGAAUUUGAGAACAAUUUGGAGAGAGAGAAAAUGGGUGGACAUUUGAGGCUGUUAAAUAUUGCUUGUGCUGCUAAAGCUAAACGAAGAUUGAUAACCCUAACAAAGCCAUCUCGAGAAGCCCCUUUGCCUUUUAUCUUGCUGGGAGGGUCAGAAAAGGGAUUUGGAAUCUUUGUUGACAGUGUAGAUUUUGGAAGCAAAGCUACAGAAGCAGGCUUGAAACGUGGAGACCAGAUAUUGGAAGUCAAUGGUCAAAACUUUGAAAACAUUCAGCUGACAAAAGCCAUGGAAAUCCUUAGAAAUAACACUCAUCUGUCUAUCACUGUGAAAACCAAUUUAUUUGUUUUUAAAGAACUCUUAACACGGUUGUCAGAGGAAAAGAGAAAUGGUGCUCCCCACCUACCUAAAAUUGGUGAUAUUAAAAAGGCAAGUCGUUAUUCCAUCCCUGACCUUGCUGUUGAUGUGGAGCAGGUAAUAGGAUUAGAAAAAGUAAAUAAGAAAAGCAAAGCCAACACAGUUGGAGGAAGAAAUAAGUUAAAGAAGAUACUUGACAAGACUCGGAUCAGUAUUCUGCCUCAGAAACCAUACAAUGACAUUGGAAUUGGCCAGUCUCAGGAUGACAGCAUUGUGGGACUGAGGCAAACAAAGCACAUUCCUCCUGCUUUACCUGUCAGUGGAACCCUGUCAUCCAGUAAUCCUGACCUGCUGCAGUCUCAUCACCGCAUCUUAGACUUCAGUACUACUCCAGACUUACCAGACCAAGUUCUGCGUGUUUUCAAGGCAGACCAGCAAAGUCGCUACAUAAUGAUCAGCAAGGACACAACAGCAAAGGAAGUGGUCAUCCAGGCCAUCAGGGAAUUUGCUCUGACUGCAACCCCGGAUGCGUAUUCACUAUGCGAAGUCUCUGUCACACCUGAGGGUGUCAUCAAACAAAGGAGGCUUCCUGAUCAGCUGUCCAAGCUUGCUGACAGGAUACAGCUGAGUGGCAGGUAUUACCUGAAGAACAACAUGGAAACAGAAACUCUUUGUUCAGAUGAAGAUGCUCAAGAAUUACUAAGGGAAAGCCAAAUUUCCCUACUACAGCUCAGUACUGUUGAGGUCGCUACCCAACUCUCCAUGAGAAACUUCGAGCUGUUCCGUAAUAUCGAGCCCACGGAAUACAUAGAUGACUUGUUUAAACUCAAAUCAAAAACAGGUUGCACUAAUCUAAAAAGGUUUGAAGAGGUGAUAAAUCAAGAAACGUUCUGGGUGGCUUCUGAGAUUCUAAGAGAAACCAACCAGCUGAAAAGGAUGAAGAUCAUUAAGCAUUUCAUUAAGAUAGCGCUACACUGCAGAGAAUGCAAGAACUUCAACUCGAUGUUUGCCAUCAUUAGUGGCCUGAAUUUGGCACCAGUUGCAAGGCUCCGAACUACUUGGGAAAAGCUUCCAAGCAAAUAUGAAAAACUGUUUCAAGAUCUGCAAGACUUGUUUGAUCCAUCUAGGAAUAUGGCAAAAUAUCGUAAUGUCCUUAACAGCCAAAACCUACAGCCCCCUAUUAUCCCCCUGUUUCCUGUCAUCAAAAAAGACCUUACAUUCCUUCAUGAAGGAAAUGAUUCUAAAGUGGAGGGCCUGGUGAAUUUUGAGAAGCUGCGGAUGAUUGCGAAGGAGAUACGCCAUGUUGGUCGCAUGGCGUCCGUGAACAUGGAUCCUGCUCUCAUGUUCAGAACAAGGAAGAAGAAAUGGAGGAGUUUGGGGUCUCUCAGCCAGGGCAGUGCCAAUGCAGCUGUGCUGGAUGUUGCACAAGCAGGGGGGCAUAAAAAGCGGGUCCGUCGCAGCUCCUUUCUUAAUGCUAAAAAGCUCUAUGAAGAUGCUCAGAUGGCACGGAAAGUAAAGCAGUAUCUCUCAAACUUGGAUCUGGAAAUGGAUGAAGAGAGCCUCCAGAUACUCUCACUGCAGUGUGAGCCAGCCACAAACACAUUGCCGAAGAACACGGGAGACAAGCGAUCCGGGAAAUCUGAAACGUCGCCAGUGGCUCCCCGGGCAGGCAUCCAGCAGAAAGUGCAGCAGCAGCAGCACAAAGUAAACCAAGCAUUGCAGGUCCCAGCCGUGUCUCUUUAUCCCUCUCGCAAGAAAGUGCCAGUCAAAGACCUCCCACCAUUCGGCAUUAACUCCCCACAAGCUUUAAAGAAAAUCCUUUCGUUAUCGGAAGAAGGAAGUUUGGAUCGCCACAAGAAACAGUCUGAAGACACUGUCUCAAGUGCAUCUUCACAGCUGUCUUCUCCUCCUACUUCACCACAGAGCUCUCCAAGGAAAGGCUACACUUUGGCUCCAAGCAGCACCGUGGAUAACUUCUCUGAUUCUGGUCACAGUGAAAUUUCUUCUAGAUCUAGUAUUGUCAGCAAUUCCUCUUUUGACUCUAUGCCAGUCUCCCUGCAUGAUGAGAGGAGACAGAGGCAUUCUGUCAGCAUCGUAGAGACAAAUCUUGGUGUGGGAAGGAUUGAUAGAAGAAUCCUGAUUGAACCAGAUCAAUACAGCUUAGGUUGUUUCUUUGUGCGUCUUGUUCAUGAUUCCCAAUUCCAACACUGGAUUUUUUGUCCCCCUCAUCACUGUGUAUCCAGCUCAUAUGCACCGCUGUCAGAGACCAGAGGCCUGUAUGCUGGAGCAACUGUACUUUCUUCUCCUAGUACAGAAGAGCUGUCGCAGGACCAGGGGGACAGAGCCUCGCUCGACGCAGCUGACAGUGGCCGUGGGAGCUGGACCUCUUGUUCGAGUGGCUCUCAUGAUAACAUCCAGACAAUACAGCACCAGAGGAGCUGGGAGACUCUGCCUUUUGGACAUGCUCAUUUCGACAGUUCAGGCGAUGGGGCGGGCCUGUGGGCCUCGGGCGGCCACAUGGACCAGCUGAUGUUCCCUGACCAUGGUACAAAGUAUGGCAGGCAGAGUCAAGGUAGGGAGGGCCUUGAUCAAGCACAGUCCAGAGCAAGCUGGGCAUCUUCCACAGGAUACUGGGGAGAGGACUCGGAGGGUGAUACAGGCACCAUAAAGCGGCGGGGUGGGAAGGAUGUUUCGAUUGAAGCUGAAACCAGUAGCAUGACAUCUGCACCAGCAGAGGAGACAAAGCCAGCUCCUGUCCCCACUCACACAGCAGCAGCAUCAAGCAGUACAAAGGGGCUUGUUGCAAGAAAAGAGGGUCGAUAUCGGGAACCACCCCCAACUCCUCCUGGUUAUGUAGGAAUACCUAUUGCUGAGUUUGCAGAAGGUGGCUCCCAUCCAACCAGGAAGCCUCCAGACUACAACAUAGCACUUCAGAGGUCCAGAAUGGUGGCACGGACAUGUGAGACUCAUGGGACAGCAACUCCACAGCAGCAGUCUCACGGCCAUUCAGCUGGCAGGCCCGUGAACAAACCUCAGUGGCAUAAACCAAAUGAGUCAGAUCCACGUCUUGCUCACUAUCCAUCUCAAGGGUUUUCCACAGAGGAAGACGAAGAUGAACAAGUCUCUGCUGUCUAAGACUUGGGCUUUUCUGGAUCCAGAGUGAGCCACCUUAAAGGAGAGCACAAGAAGACGUCCCUAGAAUAGGAGCCUUGGAACUAUGAUUAAAGGAUGGUGGACCUAUUUGCCUCCUUCCCUGCCUUAAAGCAGCAUGGGGCUUCUUCCUCUGCCCCUCCCCCUUCUGUCCCCUCUCCCCUUGCAUGUGAAAUACUGUGAAGAAAUCGCCCUGGCACUUUUCAAACUGUGUUGCUUGAAAUGCACAGUGCAGCAAUCUCCAAGCUACCACUGUCGCUGUCUGCCACAUCACACAGUAUCAUUCCAAAUUCCAAGAUCAUCACAUCAGGAUGAUUAACUCUGGCUGCACUUCCCAAUGCCUGGAAGGGUUUUUUUAAAUCUUCCUUUUAGAUUUUAAUCACAAUCCUAGCACUUAGUCUCAUUGGGAUAAUGAGAUAAGUUAGUUGUCAAAUUACAUUUGGCCUUUAACCUACAAAGAGAAAAUUGCUUUGAGAUCCUUCAAGGAGGCAGUGCUUAUUUGCUUGUUUACAAUGCCUUUGUUACAAUUUUGUAUGUUUGCGUUUGGGAGAUCAAAUAGUGCAUCUGAAUAGUAAUUACAGUAUUAUUUCACACCUGUAAGUAGGGUUGCCAGCCUGAGCUCCUGGAAGAAUAUUGCUAUCACAUGGCUGAGUAGGGCAGAAGGGAAGGCAGAGGUUGCAGGAUGCAGCCUUUCCUUGACCACCUGGCUUUGCUCUUAAUGUGCCCCACCCUGGAAUCUUCACAAGUUUGUAAAUGUUAGUGUUAAUGGCAUCCUCAUCCGGGUCUGGUGUAAAUGCAGAAACACAGUGCUCACAACUGGUCAGUAAUGGAAGAGGACACAGUGUGUCUCAUACCUGUGCCUUGUGGAAUACAGGAUGGCAUGCUAAAAAAGUGUCCCAUUGUAAUAAGACAGAUGGCAACCCCACAGUUAAGUUAUAUAUAUUUUUUUUUUAACUAUAUAGUAGUUAUAUUAAAAUAAAAAUUAACUGGAUAACAUUGCAGUGAAGGCAAGUUGGGAUGUCACAGCUCGUGUCAGCUGUUAACACUGAUCUAAUAACCUCCAUCUAUUGACUUCAACAUUAGGGGAUAAUCGAGCCUUUAAAUGAAAAAAAAUAAAAUAACAGUUAGAUUUGCCAGCCUUUGCAAUGCAGAAAUAGUCACAACUGUUAAUGGCUUCAUGGAACACUGCAUGUGUAGAGAAGGCCAAUGUGUAGCAACCACCUGCUCACAGCUGCUAUUAACCCUAUAAUGACUGAAAUGACCCUCCCCUCUAUUUUUGUGUUGUUUUUGCACAGACUCCGGAGAAGUGAAGGCUGCCAAUCCGAGUAGUACUCAAAUGUGAGGAACUGCUGGUCUUGGAUUUUUUUUUUUUUUUUCCAUUGAACUCAGCUGAUCAUAUUGAUCAGUAGAUAAACGUAAAUAGCUUCAACUUUUAAAGAUCAAAUUGCAGUGUUUUUUCACUGUAUCAAACAAAUGUCAGUGCUUUAUUUAAUUCUCUCUUCAGUAAUCAUAGCUUUUGUCUAUUUGCUUAUAUACCACAUUGUCAAUUAUGCAUUUGUAAUUUUAUAUGUAAUAUGCAUUAUCUGCCAGUUUUAUUCUCAAGGCUAUGGACCUCAUGUGCAUAUAGAAAUACAAAAUCCUAGCUCUAUCACAAGUUGCACAAAUGUUAUAUAAGCAUUAAGUAAUUGUAGACCAUAGGACUGCUAAUCUCAGUUCGCUCUGUGAUGUCAAGUGCAGAAUGUACAAUUAACUGGUGAUUUCCUCAUACUUUUGAUACUACUUGUACCUGUAUGUCUUUUAGAAAGACAUUGGUGGAGUCUGUAUCCUUUUGUAUUUUUAAUACAAUAAUUGUACAUAUUGGUUAUAUUUUUGUUGAAAAUGGUAGAAAUGUACUAUGUUUAUGCUUCUACAUCCAGUUUGUAUGAAGCUGGAAAAUAAAUAAAUAUAACAUUAAUGAAGUCCAUAUUGAUUCUUAUGCAUUUUCCAUGUUCCACAUACUUGAACAAAUUUAUGAAAAAAUUUUAUUUCUCUGUGUAUUAAUAUUAAAGGGACAUUGCCAAGUGA